Messenger RNA from Thunnus maccoyii (southern bluefin tuna), 3830 nucleotides. It is a transcript of the gene mis18bp1, whose product is annotated as MIS18 binding protein 1. The transcript is spliced from 16 exons. The coding region runs from base 135 to 3383 and encodes 1082 amino acids. Lineage: Eukaryota; Metazoa; Chordata; Actinopteri; Scombriformes; Scombridae. The record is from RefSeq and is a predicted model, not a curated record.
AGUACGUCACAUAAUUCCAGCCAAAGGCGGCAGUAAUGAGACAUUUGAAAUUUGCGGGCUAGCUAGCGAGCUAGCUGCUAGCAUGCGUCUCCGAUAACAUAUUAAUCUUUCUUUUUUUCUUUUCCCCGAUAACUAUGGCGUCGUUUCUUAAUUUAUCGCAACACGUAAACACUCGGUAUGAAUCUCCGGCCAAGGUGUUCGCCAAACUGAAAUCUAAAGUGCAGCGAGAAGCGAAGGAGGGCAUCUGUACAGGCAGGGAUCCGCUGUUUAACGUUAGAGAGAAACAUGGAGCAGACUUUAAUUCGCCCAGGAGGAGAACAGAGAGCACCUGGAUGCCCGAUGAGCUCAAGGAGAAUCAGAGGUUUGGUACUUAUCGCAAUGAAGCGGAGGCCUUGACACUCUCGCCCAUAACCAGUCCUCAGAAAAGCAUCGGUUAUUCAUAUUUCAAGCCUGUUGUGGAAUUGCCACCUGUGACUGACAUGGGACAUGCUCUGCAGUCAAGAAAUCAACAUUCACCAACAAAGAGAGCUUUCCUGGAGUCAACAGAUGUGUUUCAUCCUCUGGUCAAUGGUUUCACUGGGACCAGCAGGACUCCAGUGAAGAAACUGCCAGUAGAAAAAGGCUGUGGAAACUGGAUGUCUGAGGAGGAAUGUGCUCCUCUGGAGAAAGUGAUGUCUCCAGGCAAGAUGUUUUCCCCCAUGAGGAAGAGUUUAAGGAAGAGAAAAUGGGGGCAACAAGAGAUGAACAAAGUUAGCAGCAGCACAAAGGAGGUCUGCAAUGAAGUCAUAAGUCAGCAGAGGGCAAGGAAAAGCUCCACUGCUCUCAGUGAGGAUGGCACUCACAACAACAUCUGCGCGGAGGAUUUGGGUACUGUCAGAGGAUGUUCAUUACUUGCUGAGCAAUCAGAGAUGAACCAAAUCACCCAUGAACCCACGUUUGCACAACCGAGAUCCAUCGCACAAACAUGGUGCAGAGACGCUUUGGAUAGAAUUCCUCCGAUGUCUCCUGCCAAGAUGUUUGCUUGGAUGAAGGAGAGGGAGAACGAGCAAGAGCAGCAGGAAGUUCAUAAAGUCAGCAGCAGCACAAGGGAACUCGUGGAUGGGGGUAAUUAUCAUCAGUCCGGAGACACGCCGCUCUCCACAGCUGACAUUACAAGUGAGACGGAGGAUGCUGCCUCCAGAGGUGUUUCAGAAAGUGUGAGUCCAGUCAACCGGUCCAGAUUAGAGUCAGCUGACAGCCGGUCAGAAACAGAACCAUCUGAAAUCCCACCCCCUGCUGUGCCUUCACAACCUGUUUUGUUCGAAGAUUCACUUGUACUCAAUUCGCCACGGAUCUCCAUCCCGAAGAAAAACAAGGCUAUGUUUAAGCACAACAAAUGGUCCCAGCAGACAACAUUCCCCACCGAGAGUGUGAUUCAUCUUACAAAGUGGUUCUUGAGGAGUAAUCGAAGGGGCCUGUUUAUUGAUGGACUCUGCAAGGAGAGCAACGUACCAUGGAACAGCAACAUCAUUGUGGAGAGAGUUUCUAACACUGUACUGAAGACUGUCUCCGGCAGGGUUUACAUCUUGGUUGGCAAGAUGCAGUGGGUUGCGGACUCUGAGUUUCCCAAGUGGUUUUUGAAGGAGUUCGCUAAAGGUUUCCCUCCGAACUGGAAGGAGCUUUAUGAGAAGUUUCGGUCAGAGUCAAGAAACAACUCCAACAGGGAAACAGAAAGGAACCGUGAAGGGAGAAGCAUUGUGGCUAAGACAACAUCUAAGAGUUCUGCACGCAACUGUAGUGUGAAAAAGCACAAGCAAAAACCUUUCAAGACACCUGAUUCCUGUCCUCCUGCCCCCUCCUCCUCUUCUACAAAAGUGUCUCGGAGUGGUCGGGUGAUCAAGCCACCUCUGGAGUAUUGGAAAGGAGGAAGAGUCAUUCUGGAUGCGCACAUGAAUGUUACCAUCUACGAAGGUUACGAUACCUCCAUCUGCCAACCUGAAGUCAAUACAACGGUGUGUGCAAGUUCACAGAAACCUGCCCGAGUGCUCUGCAGUGAAGGCAGUAAACAAUAUGAGUCAACCAGUGACGGUGAGAUGCCUGUACCACUGAGAAGAGUCAAACCUCCACUCCGCAAACGUCACAGAGCCAAGGUUAACCCUGAAGAGAAGCCCUCCAGUGCAGCUGAACCUCCUGUGGAGACACUGAGCCAUUACAUUAGCAGCCCUGAGGAAUGGUCUGGCAAUAUAAGAAGGUCCAGCCGAAAAAAGCCUUCAACAUGGAAGUCCAAAAAAGAGACGCACGACACCAACAGGCCUUCAGUGAGAGGCUCGAGGAAGAAUCCGCCCUCAGAAUCUCCCGCGUCUCAUAAUAAAGUAUCACAGCGUCUUGAGACGUCGUCAUCAAAUGAUGACUUUACUGACAAGAGAAAGAAGCGGGACAAAGGGGCGCAGAGGAAGAGGGGCGGGAAGGCUGUUAACAAGUCACAGCCAAACCGUAUGUCUUUACGGAGUCAGUCCUCAGAGGAGAGUGAGAAGGAACUGAGGAAGACAACCAGGGUAACAAAACAGAAACAGAACAAAACAUCACCACCCAUAAAGCCUUUGCCUAAGUCGACACAAUCUAGCAAGAAACACAAGGGACACAAAGUGAUUCCACAAGAGCAAGAUGAAGACGAGUGGACAGAAGCAGAACUUAUAAAACUACAACAGGCCGUGUCCUGCUAUCCCAAGCAUAUGGCAGGUUACUGGGCAAAGGUGGCAAGGAUGGUGGGAACACGUUCUGCAGAGGAGUGCCACAACCAGCACACAUCGCAGGGAAACUCCCAGACUCCUGCCAAGACAGCAAAGAAAACCAGAAAGGAGAAUGUGGAAGCACCAAAAAAGUCAGCUCCAGAUUGUCCCUUGAUAUCUGCCGGCGUGGGAACCUUUAAGAGAAAGCAGCAGGUGCGUCAGUUCUUGGAGGCCAUGCCCAGAGACGAUGUAGAGGACGUUUUCAGCUCGGCAUACAUGCAGAAUAAACGGUUUGAGAUCCCCUCCAUGUGUCUGAGUGAAGACCAUGACAUCGCAUUGUCAGACCUGGAGCCCGUGACCCCCAUGUCGACACGUCUCCUCGAAGCGAAGACUCCUCAGUGUCUACAUAUCACUCCUGGCAUGAUGGGUUCUCCAAGCAGGAACAAUGGUGACAAGUAUGUCUAUCAACUCCAGAAGAGGAUGAAAAAAAAUCAGUUCAAUGUCAACAAACAAGCUUUGUCUUCAAAGAGCUUCACACCCACGCCAACGAUGAAACGAAAAAUGAGAAGAUGUGGAAACACAGAAAACGAUACCUUUGUUGUCUGGGAGAUGUUCCCAGACCAAGAGCCUGAAAGUGGAGAGGAAGAGGACUUUUACUUCUCAGACAAUGACUGAUUGGAGUCAGAGCUGAAAUGUCAUGAUUUUUAAAAAAAAUCUUAAGUUGUUAACUUGAAUUGAAAUCAGUGGAAACGAGCAGAGAUGUGACUUUUUCUCUUGUUUAACUAAUCAAAUGUGCACAAUAAAAAGUUACAGUUGCUCUCCCCUGUCUUUCACAUGUGAGUGUGAAAUGUGGGGUGAUUUAUGUUUAAUGUGUUAACUCAGGAUCUCAAGUCAGUGUGACAAACACACACUGGCCCAACUGAUUGGCUUGAGCUUUUUAAACAGAACAUCAAAAUGUGUAAAAAAUUGUUUCAAAAUAGUUUCUGUUAUAAGACGUGUAAGAUGCUGUUAAAGACUUAUGCUGCUGUCUUCUAGUAUGUCUCUAUAAAUACAUUUUUUGUUCAAAGUCCUAGUCUUGAGUCUUUUGUAAUGAUCUUUUUAAUAAACAUUCUUUAAUUCUUA